AUGUGGGCCAGCACCGGUGGAGCCAAAGCCCUGGAGGAAGUCGAGGUAUUAGGGUACGGGGCGGGCCAGAGCCCUCAGCUGAAGGAGGUGGACCGCUGGGCCGAGGGCUGCAGCAGCAAGCGGGCCACGUCCAGCGGGUGGAACCGAGGGCGGCGGGACGCAGGGCAGUCACUGGGACUGGGACUCUCCGUCAUCACCCAGCUGUGGGGCCUACUGAAACUCCAACGGCCCCUACGGCCCGCCCACCCCAAAACAUACCGGCAACCCGGCCAGCCGUGUGCCACACGCCCCUGGGGACGGGCAGGCAGCGGCCGUAGGGUCCGGGGGCUGCCCAUGACCAAGGUUUCUCCACAGCCCCUUCGCCCAAGUCGCAAGAUCCCUCUAGACUGUCGGAGGGAGCCCGGGCUCCCGGCCUGCUGCAGCCGCAAGGGCGCAUGCAUCAUUGCCACCGGCGGGCUGCUGCUGGGGGCCAUCGCCGCCGCCACCGUGCUGUUGGCCAGCUUUGGGCUCCCCACCCCGGAUCCAGGGCCCCGGGCCUGCGUGAGCACGGAGAACCGCACGGGCUUUCUGUGUGAUGACCGGGAGACCUGCAUCCCGGCCCGGAAGGUCUGCGACCGCUUCCGACACUGCGCCCGCGGGGAGGACGAGGACGAGGCGCUGUGCAAUGACCCACCGUACAGCCUCCCCGGCUUCCUGCUUUUCUCGUGCGGCCGCCCCGGCGUCUGGGUGUACGCCGACCAGCGCUGCGAUGGCGUCAACCACUGUGGGGACUGUGCCGACGAGCUCGGACCCCGUGCCGACUGUCCACCCUGUGGCCCUCAGGGGUGGCCCUGCCUCUCCACCUUCUACCAGUUCUGCGGGUGUGUCCCCCGACACCUGUGCCGGGACCAAGUCCAGCACUGCAAAGACUGGUCGGACGAGUUCAUCUGCACCCGCGCAUGACCGCCAGCAGCAGUGUGGCCCCACCUGUCCAGCCCAGGAACCGAGUGCCGGUCAACCUCAGGGUCAGGGGUAGACUGACACUGCUGGUAUUUACUGAGCACUUACUGGGUGCAGAGCACUGUACUCGGUGGGCAAGUUAGUUACCUACUCUUAUGCCUCAGUUCCCACAUCAGCAAAAUGGGGAUUCAACAUCUGUUCU
Molecule: messenger RNA, 1141 nt
Organism: Tachyglossus aculeatus (Australian echidna)
Lineage: Eukaryota; Metazoa; Chordata; Mammalia; Monotremata; Tachyglossidae
Gene: LDLRAD1
Product: low density lipoprotein receptor class A domain containing 1
Exons: 8
Coding region: 1-942 (313 amino acids)
Cellular component (GO): plasma membrane
Molecular function (GO): protein binding
Source: RefSeq, a predicted model, not a curated record